AGAUCAGACUGAAAUAACUGAAGAAAUCCCAUCCCGUCAAGACCAUAUGCGGGAAGACCUAGUCUUAGAAAUAUCACCAAAAUCUCUUGACGAUACAACUGAAGAUUUUGUGAGAAUAAACAUGCCUGUGACACCAAGUCAUACCCCGAAAAAAGUUAACUUUUCUCCCAUCCCAAGCCCUAGCUUUGCCAAAACCAAUGAAUCUCCUGGUCCGUCAACGACAAAAAAUAGAACAAAUUUUAGAAAUCUCCUCCCAAAGCUAAGUUUUAAGCAUCGGAAUACUACUUCAGAGAUUGAGAAGGCUGCCAUCUUAGCAUUAGGCUGUUCAUCUGCAGAGAUCCAGAAUUCUUACAGAUUUCUCACUUUACAGAAAGAAGGGGCUCAACUACCUAUUCAUCGUUCACGCUCAGUUCCUGUGCUAAUCAAAAAUGGAAUUGUGAGACAGUGGGAUUCUUCAGGUGGUGUUUACCAUGUACUUCCCACUACCCCACGUGUGUCCAAGGGAACUCCUGUAACCACGUCAAAUGUUUCUCCUAUAGAUGACUCAGAUGGCAAUAAUGAUGAACAUAUUCCUGAAGAAGAAGCUGUUUGUAGGAUCUGCUUGGUCGAAUUGGGCGAAGGUGGUGGUACCCUUAAGAUGGAAUGUAGCUGCAAAGGUGAACUUGCACUCGCCCACAAAGAAUGUGCUAUAAAAUGGUUUAACAUAAAAGGCAAUAAAACAUGUGAUGUAUGUAACGAAGAUGUUAAAAAUCUUCCCGUUACCCUUUUACGAGUCCCAAAUGCUCAGACCAUUAACCGGCUAGGAAGAGGCCAACAAAGUGAGAUUGUUCAAUACAGGGUAUGGCAGGAUGUUCCUGUACUUGUCAUUGUCAGCAUGCUAGCUUACUUCUGUUUUCUUGAACAGCUUCUGGUGUCAAGAAUGAAAUCUGGUGCAGUUGCCAUCUCUCUUCCAUUUUCCUGUAUAUUGGGUCUUGUUGCAUCCAUGACCUCGACGACAAUGGUCAGGAAAAAAUACAUUUGGGUUUAUGCAACCAUUCAGUUUGGGCUGGUGGUUCUGUCUGCUCAUCUUUUCUACACGCUGAUUCACAUACAGGCUGUUCUAGCUGUACUGCUUGCCACACUGGUGGGUUUUGGAGUGACAAUGUGUGGAGCUUCUGUUCUCGUUGAAAUUUUGAAAUUGAGGAGAAUCUGGCACAGUCAAUCAAAUGAACAAGUAACAAGACAACCUGAUCAACCCCCUAUAACUGCAGAUGGAACCCAGAUAGAUCCACAAUCAACUGCAACAGAAAAUAGAGAUCCAGAACCCAGGCAGGGCAGCUGACAUGCCACCAAGAAAUUAUUAGCAGUACAGAGACCACUCCAAGCGUACAGAUAUAAGAUACUAUAACAAUGUAAUGUAUGUAUAGAUUCCAUGUUAUAUAGGUAUAUAUUAUAAGACCGUUGGUAUAAUUCAUGGGGUCAAUGUCUUAGGGAAAUCAUUUCCUUGGUAUUUUUAGCAGAGUACAUGCGCAUGGUCAUUUCAGCUGACUGAAUUUAUUUGUUGGUGAUUGUUAUUUGGAAGUUUUAAUUUAGAGAUGAUGUAAAUAAUGAUAUUAAUAAAGUAAAUUAAUAGUU
Molecule: messenger RNA, 1614 nt
Organism: Carica papaya (papaya)
Lineage: Eukaryota; Viridiplantae; Streptophyta; Magnoliopsida; Brassicales; Caricaceae
Source: RefSeq, a predicted model, not a curated record